This is a messenger RNA of Apis laboriosa (Himalayan honeybee), 519 nucleotides long. RefSeq names its product allatotropin-like. The transcript has 3 exons. The coding region runs from base 54 to 440 and encodes 128 amino acids. The record is from RefSeq and is a predicted model, not a curated record. NCBI's taxonomy places the organism in Eukaryota, Metazoa, Arthropoda, Insecta, Hymenoptera, Apidae.
GCAAAAUAUAUUAUUUCUAUUUUAAUAUGUGUAUAUAUAUAUUUCAAUGAAAUAUGCGAACAAGCAUCAUCAUUGUUUUGGCUUUUGCUACUGGGAUUGUUAUAGCUACAUCAAGAAAUUAUAAUUAUUCUCAUUUCAUAAAGCAUCAUGCAGGACCACGAGUAAUUCGAGGUUUUAAACCUGAAUAUAUAUCUACAGCAUAUGGUUUUGGAAAAAGACAAAAUAUUAUUGAUGUCCCAAAAAUUAAUAAAAAUGAACGAAUUUUAUCGAUACUUCUACGCUAUUUUCCACAGGGAAUUCCUAUAGAAUGGUUACUUCAACAAAUAAAAACAAAUCCAACCUUUGCUACAAAAUUAACACAAAUAUUAAUGAAUGAACGUACUGAUUUUAUGUCAAUGAUGGAUCGUUCUAAUUCAGAAAGAAUAACUUGGCUAUAUUAAGUUUUUUAUCAUAUGAUUAAAUUAUAUACACAAUUUUUAGCUAUAUCUUCUAGUUUAAUAAAUAUGCGAUAUUUAAAAG